This is a messenger RNA of Pristis pectinata (smalltooth sawfish), 869 nucleotides long. RefSeq lists its product as uncharacterized. The transcript has 5 exons. The record is from RefSeq and is a predicted model, not a curated record. Lineage: Eukaryota; Metazoa; Chordata; Chondrichthyes; Rhinopristiformes; Pristidae. The coding region runs from base 173 to 787 and encodes 204 amino acids. Gene Ontology annotation, molecular function: transition metal ion binding.
GAACUGAGGUGAUGAAGGGCUGAUCGCUGUGAUUGACAGGCGUUGUGGAAAAUCUCAGGUCUCGUUAUUUUUGCCCCUUGAAUCGGCUGAUUGGUGAGGAGAAGGAAGAUUUGCGGCAAUCUGGACAACGGUUUCAUUUGUUCAAGUGAAUCAGCCCACAGUCAACAGCAAGAUGCUAUCUCAACUGGAAACCGCCAUGGAUGCAAUUAUCAAAGUCUUUCAUAAAUACUCUGGGAAAGAGGGAGACAAGUACACACUGAGCAGGUCUACACUCAAGGACCUCCUGAACGAAGAGUUUAAAAACUUCCUGAAGGAACAGCAAUAUUCCAAGAACGUGGAUAACUUCAUGACAGAGUUGCAGUGUGAUAAUCAAGUCAAUUUCAAGGAGUUCAUGGGCUUGGUGACGGCCAUCACCAUCACUUGGAAGGGCUUCUUGGAUGAUCAUUGGAAGAAACAGUGGAUGGGUCAGCCCACAGUCAACAGCAAGAUGCUAUCUCAACUGGAAACUGCCAUGGAUACAACCAUCAAAGUCUUUUCCAAAUACUCUGGGAAAGAGGGAGACAAGUACACACUGACCAAGGCUGAACUCAAGGACCUCCUGAAGAAAGAGCUUAAAAGCUUCCUGGAGAAUCAGGACAAGUCCGUGGAUAAGUUCAUGACAGAGUUGACAUGUGAUGAGCAAGUAGAUUUCAAGGAGUUCAUGCGCUUGGUGACGGCCAUCGCCAUCGAGUGCAAUGUCUUUCCUACUUUACGUUGUGGUACUUCAAUGGACUGUGUAAUAAUUUGAUCUGUAUGAAUGGUAUGCAAGACAAAUUUUUUACUAAACCUCAGUAUGCAUGACAAUAAUAAACCAGUUCCAAUUAAUUGAA